AUGAAUUUUUUUGAUAACUAAAUAAAUAUAUAAUUUGGUGGUUGUUAUAAAAGCUAAUCAAGUUGCUAAUUAGAAUGGAAAUAAUGUUUAGAAUAAUCAUGCUAUAUUUGUAUUGAUGGCUGGCAAAUGAUAGACAAUAGAUGUUAUCAAAUAUGUGAAGAUGGUUAAUUGGCUAUUUCUUCUUAAAAAUAAUGCAAUGAUGGAUGUUAUAAUCCAUAUGACAGAUGUUAUAAUUUUAAAUUUGAAUGUGAUCAAAAUUGUUUUUCAUGUUCUACUUCUAAUCUAGGUUUAUUUUGUGAAAUCAAUUUUGAAAUGGAUGAGUAUAAUAAAUGUAAACCAAUAUGUGGAGACGAAAUUAUUGAGUAAGGAUUAGAAAAUUGUGAAGAUUUUAAUGAUAUUUAAUAUGAUGGUUGCUAUUAAUUUAUGUUUUAAUGUGAAAUUAAUUGUUCUAAGGGUAACUGCUAAGAAUGUGUAGACGGAAAUGAAUAUUAGUAGAAGGAUGUUAAAAAAUAUUGA
Messenger RNA from Paramecium primaurelia, 516 nucleotides. Lineage: Eukaryota; Ciliophora; Oligohymenophorea; Peniculida; Parameciidae. The record is from the annotation of a GenBank genome assembly.